AUCACUAUAAAUACUUUCGUUUCGGAUCACCCGGACAUCAGUCUUACAUUCGUCUUCUUCUUGCACCUUCCAAGCACCCAAAUAUUUUGGAAAUGGCUGCCAAGACUAUCAUCAUCAUUGCAACAUCUAUCAUGGUAACCAAGGCCAGCUUGGUACCGGCGCCAGUAGCAAUAGCACCAGCACCUCUCGUCAAAGUUGGCGACUAUGAUCCACAUCCUCAAUACACUUAUGCCUAUGACGUUCAAGAUAGUAUAACAGGAGAUACAAAAAGUCAACACGAAACCAGAAAUGGAGACACUGUGAGCGGAAGUUACAGUUUGAUUGAAGCUGAUGGAACGAGACGAGUAGUCAAUUAUUUUGCGGACGGAGUAAAUGGUUUUAAUGCUGUUGUUCAUCGAGAACCUGCCAUUUUGAAGAGUGUUCCAGCAGUUCCAGUUGCUCCAGUUGCUCCAGUGGCACCAGUUGUUCCAGUUGCCAAAGUUGCUCAUCCUCUUCCUCAUCCCUAUCAUCAUCCAUAUUUUUCCAAUCCAACUGCUUUUGCCUUCCAUCAAUGAUGAUAAACCUUGCUGUCCUAUAGUUCUAGUCAAAAUGCUGUAAAUACCUAUUGCUACCUUUUGU
This is a messenger RNA of Belonocnema kinseyi, 618 nucleotides long. RefSeq names its product larval cuticle protein A2B-like. The transcript has 2 exons. The record is from RefSeq and is a predicted model, not a curated record. Gene Ontology annotation, cellular component: extracellular matrix. The coding region runs from base 93 to 554 and encodes 153 amino acids. NCBI's taxonomy places the organism in Eukaryota, Metazoa, Arthropoda, Insecta, Hymenoptera, Cynipidae.